Molecule: messenger RNA, 568 nt
Organism: Telopea speciosissima
Lineage: Eukaryota; Viridiplantae; Streptophyta; Magnoliopsida; Proteales; Proteaceae
Product: HVA22-like protein f
Exons: 5
Coding region: 40-510 (156 amino acids)
Source: RefSeq, a predicted model, not a curated record
UUGGAAGCUAAAAACAGAAUUGUACGUACUACUUGUACAAUGGGUUUCUUAGGAACUGUUGCGAGGAAUUUCGAUUCAUUAGUUGGGCCUGGAGUGAUGCUGCUUUAUCCAUUAUAUUCUUCUAUGAGAGCUAUUGAGAGCCCUUCAACCCUAGACGAUCAGCAAUGGCUGACAUAUUGGAUUCUCUACUCUUUUAUCACACUUUUUGAGCUGUCUUGCUGGAAAGUUCUAGCUUGGUUUCCACUUUGGCCAUACAUCAAACUUGUAUGUUGCAUGUGGUUGGUAUUACCAAUCUUUAAUGGAGCUGCUUAUAUUUACGAGAAUUUCGUGAGGAAAUAUGUAAAGAUUGGGGGAGUGGUGAAUGAUAAUUAUCCUGAAGAACACCGGAAGGUUAUUCAGAUGAUGAGCCUCGACGCCAGGAAGUCCGUCGAGCGAUAUAUUGCGAAAAAUGGACAAGAGGCCUUCGAUCGGGUUAUCAAAGCGGCUGAGAAGGAAGCAAAGAGACGCUAGAGAGAUAGAUCAAUUCUUUACUUUAUAUAUGCUCCUCCUACUGUGCAAUUUAUUGAGU